AUGCCUAUCACAAGAACAGGUCGGCAGAGCUCGCCAAGCAAGGACGCUGAUAGUCCCUCCAAGACGCGCGUUCAGCCCAUGCGCGGCGCUCGUCUUCGCAGCGCUUCGCCCUUCCUCGACGCCUCCAGCGCGUCUACCAGCGCCUCGGCAUCUCAAGCGUCACAAGUAUCCCAGGCCGCUUCACCAUCCAAGUCAGCGCGCACCUCGCCCCGGAAGAAGGCUGCGGCUACCGCCUCCCUCCAGGCUCCCACAAGAAGAUCCACCCGCUCGCGCUCGCGCUCCGUCGAUCCCGAGAGCUUGUCUGCCAUCGACGAGGACACUUCGGCUCCGCAGACCCGAGACGCUUCCGAGGCACUUGACUCGGAGACGGACGUCUCGCGUUCCCAGGCCAUCCCAUUAGAAUCGGAGAGGGAUGAAGACGAGGGCAGCAGCCCCGAGUCCCGUCUGCCCGCCAUCACCGAGGAAGUCGACUUGCCAGCAACGAAUGUCACCAACGCAGAAAAGGAUGAUGCCUCCUCGAAGGCCAGCUCCGACAGCGAGGAUGACUCUGCCACCGAUUCCGAUUCCGACUCGAGCUCCAGCGCCAGCUCGGACGAUUCCAGCUCGGACUCCUCGUCUGACGACGACGACGAAGAGGACGCACCUGCCGCCGCAGAUCUUUCUGCACUGCUGAAAGCCUCACAGCAAGCGUACAAGCAGCGAACACCCGCGGCUCCUGCCCAGAACCGAUUCGAAGACAACCAGGACGUGAUCUCGUUCGAUGCCGAUGCUAGCGAGGCUCGCGACUCGAAGCGCGCCACCAAGAACGUGCCUCUGGUCGUCCGAGCCAAGCAGCAGGUGUCCAAGUCGCAACCAGGUCCCUCCAAGAAGAAAGAGGACAAGCUGGACAAGCAGAUCGAAGCUCUCGAACAAGGCGCGAUCCCGGCCGAAGUCAAGAGGUCGAAGCACGCACGCACCGUCCAGACCACCGCUGGUUCCAACUGGUUCGACAUGCCCGAGUUCGGCGCCUCUUCCUCUCGUCUUGCCGCUCUCAAGAAGCAGUCGGCCGCCGACAGUGGCCAUGCCAAGGUCACCGGUGGCGAUGCCCGCCUCGCCUCGGCCGAACAGCUGCGCCGCGAAGUGCAGGCGCUGCGUCUGCGCAACGCCCUCGAUCCCAAGCGCUUCUACCGUGCCUCGGCCAAGAACCAAGCCAUGCCCAAGUUUGCCCAGCUCGGCAAGAUCAUCGCCUCGCCGCUCGAGCCCAAGGCGGUGCUCUCGCGCAAGGAGCAAGGCCGCACCGUCGUCGAAGAGCUCAUCCGCGACGCCGAAGCUGCCUCGUAUGCCAAGCGCAAGUUCUCCGAGUCCCAGGCAAGCCACCGCUCCAACUACAACGGCAGACGCAAGCCUCCGUCCAAGAAGAAGCGCACCUGA
Messenger RNA from Moesziomyces antarcticus, 1410 nucleotides. RefSeq lists its product as uncharacterized. The transcript has a single exon. Lineage: Eukaryota; Fungi; Basidiomycota; Ustilaginomycetes; Ustilaginales; Ustilaginaceae. Bases 1 to 1410 code for a protein of 469 amino acids. Gene Ontology annotation, cellular component: nucleolus. The record is from RefSeq and is a predicted model, not a curated record. Gene Ontology annotation, molecular function: RNA binding. Gene Ontology annotation, biological process: RNA processing.